Messenger RNA from Electrophorus electricus (electric eel), 5371 nucleotides. RefSeq names its product carbohydrate (N-acetylgalactosamine 4-0) sulfotransferase 8 (gene chst8). Gene Ontology annotation, cellular component: membrane. The record is from RefSeq and is a predicted model, not a curated record. Gene Ontology annotation, biological process: proteoglycan biosynthetic process; carbohydrate biosynthetic process. Gene Ontology annotation, molecular function: sulfotransferase activity. NCBI's taxonomy places the organism in Eukaryota, Metazoa, Chordata, Actinopteri, Gymnotiformes, Gymnotidae.
UUAAAUAAAUAAAUAAAUAAACAAACAAACAAACAAAAAACAUACAUACUGUGUGAGAAGCUUCAUUGGCCGGCUCGGAGAUUCAUAGUUGAUGCGAGCGGGCGGACCCCCCCUCCCGUAUCCAGUUCCUCGGGUAUAAACUAAGAUGCUGCGCGGAUUCGCUGCCAUUCUCUGGGCAUCGAGUUGCGCCCAGGAUGUGCGAGCUGUUCCGCGCGCUCUGACAUGCACCGUUUCGGCCGCACGCGAGUGUGGGCGGUCGCGUGUGUUUUAUCUCGCACAGCUGUCCGUGAAAACGGCGCGGUUUGGACGGGCUUGCGCGGCGUCUCCGACACCACGCGGUUUCUGCACCGGUUGCCUAGAGGCUCGAGCAGCAUCUUUCUCCGUAGAGACUCACCCGAGUGUAGAGCACGAGCCCAGACACGGCGAAGGAGUGCAACACUUAUUAGCCCACUGUAGUUGUACUUUAGCAAUUUAACACUCGCCGUUCGCAGCGUGAUUUGUUUCGGUAUCACGGCAUGACGGAAACGCGAGGGAUCCAGAGAGGUUACGAAAAGUGAGCUACGGAUAUUUAAACCGAGGAUCGUCCUUUCUGUGGUGCCAAAAGCACAUUUCUUCUCUCACGGCGAUCACAUCCACCGCGGGUCUCCGGGAUCUCUACCCGUCCGUUGACGUGAGGACUCCAGAUCUAUGCUUAUUGCCCUACACGAGCAGCAGGCGGUCCGCAAAAAGACCACAUUUCCACAAACCCCGGUAGCGCCGGUCUUGUUCUUCCACGUUUCUUUCGAGCACCUGCUGAGGAGCUGCGCGGAGCCCAGCGCUGGUCGCUGUUCUGUCCAGCGCCUCCGAGGACAAACCCACAGCGCCUUUGAGUGAGUCCUGUCAGUACGACAUGUGGGCGACUGGACAGUACCAAGGACGCUACGCUAUUCAAGAUGAUCGCAGUCACGCUUAGCUCUGUCUUCGUUAUCUAACGAUGAAAAGAUGGGCUUGGAUUAAAUCUAGGCUAUUUCUAGUGAUAUCUUUCUAAUGUGAGAGUUUAGACUUUAUAGGGUAAAAAGCUGUUAUCAAAGAUAACACAAACAUGCCAACAAACAAACAUUUAAGGGGGUUCCUGACAUGUCUGGCGUACGUUUGGUAUGUUAUUUUAUAAACUACUUUAUUUGUUGUAUAUGUUUUUGGACGUAUUUAGCUUCCAGGGUAUUGACCUUAACUGAGGUAGAUAAAACCUUUACUUCAUUAGGCAUAAACACUUUUUAAAUGCUUUUAAACUAGAUAACGCACUACAUACUUCUAACACAUCAGAAGAGUCUUCAGAAGUUUUUAUUUACACUGGACUCCAGCGUUCUCCAUCUUGACUUUGAGUGUUGGAUAUUGUUCAAAAGGAAAAGCUGACAUUGUUACAUAAUUCACUGAGCGAUAUAUUCCAGUUGGUCUGACAGUGGAGCUGAAAGGGUUAAGCACUAUUAAUAGCUGAGAAUGUAUGCGCGUCUGGGACUGGAGUACAUGGGAUGACAGAUGAUUCUGUUAUACUUAAUCAAUGCCCAAUCAGGUGUCUGUCUGGCCCUCUCUGUCUCAAAUGGACUAUAAUUCUUGUUGAUGGCUUCGGUCCGAGCCCCUCCAUACGUGUAUUAUGCACGUCUGUGUGAGAGUGCUGUGAGAGGCAGGUCCUACGGGGGCCACUGAACAAGCCCCGGUCAGACCUGAGCAGGGUAUGAACUCUUCACAGAGACGUGUGUGUGUGUGUGUGUGUGUGUGGGUGUGUGACACCCACACACGGUAUGAGUUCUUAAGAGAGACGUCCUGCAGUGUCUUGUUGACUCUCUACGGUGCUUAAACCGCUAUGAACACGGUAUUUUAAACUGCUCAUUUUGGACAAAAAAGACAUCGAAAGAAAACCAGCAGUGGAAAACAGGAUAUAAGAAAGAGUCUUUAAAUAGCUACUAAAUGCUUCAGGAAUACAUGCAAUACAGAUCCCAGAUCAGAUUAGACGAUGUGCAUACUGUAAAUCAGAGUUGUCCUUCGGCGAGGUGAUAUCCCUGCGCCCACACGUGCUCCUGGCCAACGGGGAAUUCACGUGAGGUGAGUCACAGCUGAGUGAGCGCUAAAUGAGGCGGCGCCCUGCCUGUUCUGGGUGCGGGUUUGAGAUUGCAGGGAGCGCGAGGGUAACAGUCUCCGAACCCUGACUGAGGAAACCACCAACUAGUGGCCUCACUCCAGGAGAAGCUACGAAGUUAAUGAAGAUGUUAGUCGCACAUAGAUCGUAGACAUGCUGUGGCUGGACUGUAACAUGUUGGAGACGGUGAGGGGCCGGAGGAGACCGCGGGGCCCUGCGAGGAAGCUCUCCUGCUCCUUCUGGUUCCUGCUGCUGUUCGGGGCAGGGGGCCUGGUGCUCUUUAUCCACCUGCAGGACCUGGCAGACAUGGUGCAGCUGCAAGCGCCCGGUGUCAAGUUCACUGGCAUGACUCGGCAGACAAGAGAGGAGAUGUGCGCCCAGCAGCAGGACAGUGAGGCAGCAGGCAGUGCUGCAGCAGGUCGAACGGGCCAGGGUGGCAGACCUGAAGAGCCGAGCGCCGAUCACGCCGUCUCACCCAUGCCGUUUCCUGCCUUCGCGUGGGACCGCGUGUCCGGCACUCCCGGGUCACGCGAGCACGAGCUGGGUCCGCCACGUGUGACCAAGCGGCGGCGCAAACUCCUGAAGACCAGCCCGGUGCUGCGGCCCGCCUCCAACUCCUCGGCCCCGCCCUCGUCCCCGCCCCCGUCCCCGCCCUCUCUGCCGGGGUCCAACACGGCGCCUCCCGGCCGGCGCCGCCUCUCGCUCGCCCAGGAGGAGCGUCGCCAUCUGAUGCAGAACGUGUGUGCCCGUUACCGCGCCGAUGGGUCACGCACUGUCACGCCGCACCACGUGUCGCGCGUUUACGUGGAGGACAGGCACCGCCUGCUGUACUGCGAGGUGCCCAAGGCUGGCUGCUCCAACUGGAAGCGCGUGCUGAUGGUGCUGUCUGGCGCCGCCCCAUUGGCCGGCGCCAUCGACCACGACGCAGUGCACUAUGGGAACCACCUGAAGCGGCUGGACAGCUUCGACCGGGCCGGUAUCGCCCGCCGCCUGCGCUUCUACACCAAGGUUCUGUUCGUGCGUGAGCCCAUGGAGCGCCUCGUCUCUGCCUUCCGGGACAAGUUCGAGAGCCCCAACUCCUACUACCACCCUGUGUUUGGCAAGCCCAUCAUCUCCCGCUACCGUGCCAACGCCUCCAAGGUGGCGCUGAAGACGGGUAGCGGCGUGACCUUCCCCGAGUUCAUCCGCUACCUGCUGGAUGUGCACCGGCCUGUGGGCAUGGACAUCCACUGGGAGCCCGUCAGCCAGCUGUGCAGCCCUUGCCUGCUGGACUACGACUUCAUCGGCAAGUUCGAGACCAUCGAGGAGGAGGCCGACUUCGUCCUGCGGCAGAUCGGCGCACCGAGGAACCUCACCUUCCCCACGUUCAAGGACCGCAAUCCCAAGGCGGCGAGAACGUCGGCGCACAUGACUGAGCACUACUUCUCACAGCUCAGCACCUCCGACAGGCAAAGAGCCUAUGACUUCUACUACAUGGACUACCUCAUGUUCAACUACUCCAAGCCCUUCCAAGACUUGUACUGAGGCCACAGUGGGCAAGGUCACCUUUGUUGUCAACGCCAUGGCUGCAGUUGUCAGGACAACUGUUAUUACAUGCUGCCUCCCCCAACCUGAUUCAGUAUACGCUGUAAAAAAAAACAAAAAAACAAUGGAGCAUCACACUUCUACAGUAUUUCUGUUAGCCAUUCAUACUAACAGUUUGAAACUGUCUGCUUCAUCAGACCUCCAUAGCGUUUUUUGGGGGGGUUUUUUGUUUAAGCAAAAUGUUCGAUUUACGCUGGUAAUGUGGAAACUGGAGAGAAUUAUUUUUAGGAAGUUGAGGUAUAUUCAGUUAAAUCGUUGCCAAGAUGAAAUAAUCACAAAUCAGACUUGCACUUUGACCACAAGGUGGCAGUAGAGUAGUGCUUCGCAAAAGGACUGAUUCUCUUCUCCAGUUGCUCUCCAUUCCAUACACCAAAAGUGACAGCCGUCCCUUCCGCACAUACACUUUACACACGCUUAUUACACCUUUACCUAAACUAUUUUAAAGUUUAUAUAUAUAUAUUGUAAAAAGGGCAUUCAGAGGACUAUAUAUUUUUCUAUGUAUUUGUACAUUGGCUUUAGGUGUAGCCGUGUGUGUGUGUGUGUGUGUGUGUGUGUGUGUGUGUGUGAACUCGCCACCCCAAGCAUUAUGGACUUUUUGUAAUCAUGUAGGAAAGCCUGUGUUUUAUAUCAUGACAAAUUCCAAUUCAGAAAAAAGGGUUGCUCCUUCUAUCCAUGAAAUUCUACAUAAUCCCCUUAAACUAUCUUUAACUAACAUUCCAUGCUAACGUUUCAUGCGUUCCACACUAACUUUUGAAUAAGCAAACCAAAAAAGGUUCACCGAUGCACUGUUGACUCAUAGCUGGUGAACAUAUGAUUGACAGCAACUCCAACCUAUAACACCCUCCUGGGUAACUGGGUAACUCCUGGGUUGCACCAGUCUUGACAAAAGUGGAGGUCUUACCCAAGUUUGGUAGAGUUGUGAAUCCAGGCAGUAUUAAUCAAAGCUGUGACAUGAAAACACUACCACUUCUGUCCCAUAUCGUCUGUGUGAGGGGUUCUGACGCUGGUUAUUUGGCCCCGCUGCCCUGCUCUGCAUGAGCGCACCUCACCCUGCCCAUCAGCUAGUUAACAUGUCCUCUAUGAGCUGGAUCUUGGGUUCUAGACCAGGGGCUGUAGCAUUCUGGGGUCCUAGAGCUCGUAGGGGCAGGGGUUCUAGAGGAGGGGAUGUAGCAUUCUGGGGUUCUAGAGCUCAAGGACUGGAGCUAAAAAUAGAUGUGGGGUUCAAGACCAGGACAUCUGGGAUUCUAGACCACGGUAUCUGGGAUUCUGGAACAGUGAAUCUGGGUUCUACAGCACAGGACACCUGAAACUGUGCAGGGCACUGUAACCCCAGGACUGGAGAUGAAAAUGGCAACAAAUGACUAAGGUUACCAAUUACAUCCAUAAACUCACUGAGCACUGAUCUCAGAACAGGUUAAUUCCCUGUUUAUUGUGAUCCUGGUGACAAAUACAGAUCUGAGACCAGUGCUCCUGUACUGGGAUGCUUUUGCCAGCAGAGUUGCAGUUAAGUGACUCUGCAAGAAGUUAAUCACGUUCUGUAAGAAAAAACACACAUUUUGCUCACCACUCUGGAGUUGCACAUAAACAGAUUACAAUAUAUUCUUAUUUAAUUCUAUUUUUAAAAUAAACAAAAAUCAAUAUCGCAAAGAUAUAGGCCACUAUGUUAUAUGGAUG